UCUGCUCUUCUCUAGUCAAUCACUCUGGUUUAAAUAUUGUCAGAUUGACAUACGGGAAGAUCGUCAAUUCGUUGUUUACCAGGAGUCAGCAUUUAGUCAGCAUUAUCACGCAUAUGUGCUUCUGCCAGCUAUUUAUACAUCAGUCAAAAGAAGAAACAAGGUUGUCUGGCGUGUGCGUCACUAAACUGAAACAUUUCGUGCUUCAGUGACCAUCAGACAAACUAGACUGAAUUGAGUGAAACUCUGCUGCCAGGAUCAAAGGUUUAAUCAAAACGUUCUUCGUCUAUAAAACGUCGUCGGCUAAUGUUGAGAUAAUGUCCUCUGAUGGUAUCACUAUACGAGUGUGUACAGCAGACGAUAGCGAAACAAAGGAAUUGGAAAUCCAGUCCGACGUAUCCAGCAAUUUGGAGUCCCCUCUGCAGCGAAGGCCUUCCUUUUGUCUCAACGAAGAGCAGAGAAUGUCCAAGAGUUUCCAAGAGCGCAAGAGCGACGUUGACGGAGCCAUUGAGUGGAUCGUGAAAGAAAUAGUAAGUACCACCGAGUCAAAACAAGUCCAGUUAAUCCUUCGCUGUAGCCAGUCAAGUUGCAAAAUCUAAAAACUUAAGUUAAUACGUUUCGUUUUACCUUAACUUUGGAACAAUUGCGCUUAGCUACUGUUCUGCGCUUGCGUUCAGAUAAGACGAAAUGUCUUGAUUUUAGAUUGUAGCUUUUACGGUGCGCACGGAAAUUCACUUGCAAAAAAUUGGACAAUUGCUCGGCAUGAUGCAAUUAGUUUGCUUUGUUUAUUAAAACGUAGACGCGGUCGCACUUAUGAUGGACUCUUAAUUUAACAUUAAACAGAAAUGAAAAGCACAUUUACAGUUAAUUGCAUAAGACAAGACCUCGGUUAGCAAACCCUUCUCUUCGGUUAGCAACUGAAAAAUAAUGCCGCAAAAUCGACGUAAAGGAAGCUUUUUUACAACAUAGCACCAUCCUACGUGACUAAUAUGAAAGAAGUUUUUAUUUGACAAACGCUCUUUCAAGAGCAACUUCAAACUCAGUGACAACAGCAACCCCACUUAUUAGCAUUCGUACAUGAACUGGAAGCUACCAGAGGGAGCAGAUAAGUUGAUUCUCAGAACUAUUUUGCCUAUUUUGUCGCGAAAGGUAGAGAUUUUUCUGGUCAAUCCAAAGCUAAAAGUGGCUGUUUAUAACUACAAGUAAUGCCUCUGCAGGAAGACCGCAUGUGCGACGUGGGUGCGUAAAUCCGGUUAUUUGUUUUUAAAAACCACACAGAGCGGAAGAGGAACACUUCCCGAGAAUUUUGUAAUGCUAGCUAUCUUCAGAGAAGACUAUCUUGCCUAAAUCCCGAAAGAAUGGUCAUAGCUCAACUCAAAUUAGAAAGAAGAAUAAAUUGGCUACGUCACGUGCGUGAAUUCAAUUCAGCUUAUCAGUUUUACAACAACUUUGCUUUGUUACUCGGGAGAAGGGUAGGCUCAGGGGGUAGGCUUCGGGUAGAUCAUCCUUAAACAUUCGAAACAGGUUCUAGAGGAAUUUUGUUUUCAGAGUGAUAGAAAAAGGGCAAUUUUUUAUCCCCUUUCUGUCCUGAAACUUUUGUGUUUUUCGGUAUUACGUAACUUGUUUUAGGAAACGUCCACGAUCGUUCUGGGUCAGCUAUUCCUGCUGCGUGUUAUGUGCCGGUGUGCGUGUCUGGGGUUGCUAAUACUACAACCCUGGAGCUAUGUGACUGAUAAAACGGGUGUAAAGAUGCGUAAAGUGCCAGCGAAGGAGUGCAAAGUGGCGCACGCAAUCUCCUUCUUUCGGAACAAAAGUCUCCUCUGCAUUUUAAAAAAUUAUUACUUAAAAAAUAAAAUAAACUUUCCAGGGCUUAUUUACCUUUUGUUGUUUUUUCUUGCUCCAGCAACUAAAAUCUUUCUAAGGCUGAGGUCCCGCCCUCUCUAUCAACUGCUGGGCUUCAGUGUGUUGCGGCACUUAACUGAGUCGGAAAUAAGAAAGUUCAGCUUUUAAUUGUUUUCAUUUAAAUGACUUGAUUUUUCAACGCUGGAAAGCUCCCGCUUGCUUUUGGGAGAGGACUUGGGACAAUUCUAAUAUCAAGCAAUAAGCAUUCACGCAUGAGUAUAGUCUUGUAGUGCAAUAGUAUUUUUUGAGGGAUUUUUACCACAGAUUAAGCACUUAGAAGCUUCUCGUGGAUUAUAAUAAAUAUUAUUACCAACAAAAUACGGCUUCACAGUCUUCACUGCCCAAUAUCCCAGACAGAUUAGAUACAGCCGAGUGACAAACUAGAAAUCUAAAAGCAACUUGUGACUUAUUUAGUCCACAGAGCAAUAACAAUAGAACCUUUUGUUGGAACACAGUGAUAAUUUAUACAGAAAAUACCAGUCCAUAGGCUUCAUUGGAGUUAAAAGACCUUUCCUCAUAGUCUGUUGCGUCCUCUACUUGAGCAUGUUUUGUUUGACCGUGAACAACUAACGAAAAAAAAUAUUAGAAUCUGAUUGGUUCAUCGAACAGAUACGGCCUUUUGUUGAGAAAGCGAAAACGCUACUCCUUCGCUGCUGAACAAAGAUUUCAGAGCUAAUUUCAUAGCUGUAAGUUAAUUCGAUAUUGUCAGGAAGGCUAUUAUCCUUUAAUUUUUACGAACUGUCCAAUUAAGGAUUAAUUUGGAUAGUCUGAGAUAGGACUUUCCGUUACCAAUACUGUCGACUCGCGAUAACUCGAACCUUUAAGGGAAAUCGAAAAAAGUUCCAGUCACCGAGAGCUCGAAGAAAAUAGCCGGAAGUAAGGUAAAAAACGUUUUCGACUAUACAGUGAACAUUUUACUCACGUUCAUUGUAGAAAUGUUAUGUGAAAAUUCAAAGAUACUUUUAGAUUAUAAAUCAGAACGUACCGUAACAAAACAGAGCGUACGUUUUACUGUUUUGAGAAGUAAAGCUGCAUGUUUCACGUUUGAUUUGUGACAAACAACAUCAGCCUCAACUGGAAAACUAUAUGUCUACAACACGUCGAUGGGACUUCAAAAUCCAGUGUUUCGGAGGCCAGUACACUGAUUUUUCCCGACCUUGUAAGGGUGCAAAACAUGGUUCAAGUUAUGGAGGGUAAAAUUAGGUAGAAAUGAUCUGAGGGGAAACAAAAAUUACUUCGAGUUAGCGGGAGGUUCGAGUUACCAAGGGUAAAAUAACAGUCAACGUAUGAAGGAAAUCCAGGGGGAUCGAUUUUGGUUCUAGUUAGCGAGAGGUUGGAGUUAACGAUGGUUCGAGUUAGUGGGAGUCAGCUGAAAGUAGUUUUUCAUAACUUGGGGCACCAGAAACGGAGCAGUUGAUUGGAAAUGGCGAACAAUUACAUAAAGCAGUUUUCAAGGUUAAACCAAAAUGGCUCUUAUCAGUUACAAAGCGUUUUUUUACUCCAACAGAAAUGUUUGCAACAGCAAGACCAGGAUCUAAUGAAACAGUUCGCCAAGCUGCGAGGCGUCCUCAACUCUAUCAAGGACCGACCAGAGGACCCACCGCAGUUUGAUCGUCAAAUAAGUCUUCCCGAGGACUCCCCCUGGUCCCCUAUGUUUUUGGAUUAUUCCAUUACCGAAGAUUCUCCGACGACAUUCCACAGAGACGAGGUCUCUCCGGGACUAAGACGAAGAGCAUACUCGGAUUUUGCGGGAACAGUGCCUCAUUAUCCUCUGUCUAAGCUGGUUUACGACGACGGCUUUGGCAGCGAGGAACGAUUUGAGAACUUUUUAAUAUGACGAAACGAAAAAAAGUAACUCAGAUUUUUCUUGGCUUUGUAAUAUACGCUACACAAACGAUAAAAGUGCCAUACUGUUCCGUUAAUAGAACAUCGCUUAUGACGAACGAAAACAACGGGGUUUUCUAAUUAGUAUAUAAUUACAAAAGUUUAUAGAUUAAAAAAGAUUCACUCCCGAUCUGUACAGCGACAUGGCUAGGAUUUAAAUAGAAAUAUUGUAAAGAAAUCACAUUUGCCGACGAAAAUAUAUAACCAAAUAGAAUAUUGUCUUACACCACGCCCAUCUGCCCAUCUUCAUACAGUACUGGAGUAUGGCUAAGAGAUAAAAAGUAUGCCAGGGCCACUUAUUUAAACCGAGUUUAGCCAGUACUUAACAAAACCGCGUUCUAAGCCAUUUAGAGUUUGCCGACCGCUUUUAUGUAAGUACCGAUUAUCGUGAACGGUUUCAUAAAAGCAUAUGGCGUAGACAAGAAAAGCAUUUUUCUUGAAAACCCACUACGGAAGUGAUCUGGAGGUCCAAAGAUUUCCUACAUCGCGGUAUAAGUUAGACCUCGUUUUAAUAACCGACCCUGUGAGUAUUAAACUCACGUUUUUGCGAUUAGGAUAAACGAUUCUGGCAACCUGACUCUCUCUUGCAUAUCGCCGGAGUUUUACUGCAAUGGGUCAGCCAUUAGUUAAGGUUAUUUGAGAUAUUUUGAAUGACCCUUUUCUGACCAAAUGACAGUUUUCCCUAACCUUUCAUAUAGUCUGAAAAGGGAGGGAGUGGCUUUCCCGUACGGUCCAUUAUAGACAAUAUGCCCACCCCUUCCCAUCCACCUGGGCAUCUCAUAUCCAUUUCCAUAUUAGUGCAUUUAACCAUUCAUUUCCCAUUCAAGCAGAGAGUAUAAGAUCUGUUACUAAAAUAGACGCAGUUGAUAAAAGUUGAAAUAAAAGAGUUUUAGUCAAGCCA
This is a messenger RNA of Porites lobata, 4684 nucleotides long. NCBI's taxonomy places the organism in Eukaryota, Metazoa, Cnidaria, Anthozoa, Scleractinia, Poritidae. The record is from the annotation of a GenBank genome assembly.